Molecule: messenger RNA, 922 nt
Organism: Bactrocera tryoni
Lineage: Eukaryota; Metazoa; Arthropoda; Insecta; Diptera; Tephritidae
Product: protein FAM210A
Exons: 4
Coding region: 98-790 (230 amino acids)
Cellular component (GO): mitochondrion
Source: RefSeq, a predicted model, not a curated record
UUCAACAUUGUUAAUUCAAAUAAACAGCUGAUUGCACGACAAUCACCGGUCUGAGAGUUAAUAUAAUAUUUUUGGAAAAUAAGAAAUAAUUGACAAAAUGACCACAUUGAGGUUGAUGACGCGUAUUGGGCAAACUGUUUGGCAACAGCGGCAAGGAAUGCAACUGACAGUUUUGGGUAACAUGAAGUACAGAUCAUGGUACCUACUAAACUCUCACAGCACAACACAAUGUAUAUCACUUGCACCCUUCGUAAGUAGUCGCCAUUCAUUUAGCACAAAGAAAACUGCGGACUUAGCUGGUAAAACCGACACCAAAUCAUCUCCGGUUUUAGCCGAUGAGGAUAUUUUUGGUGAGGCAUCUAAACUGGGACUAUUUGCGAAAUUCAAAUUGAUGUACAAAAAAUAUUGGUAUGUGCUUUUACCUGUUCAUGUUGUUACUUCGAUUGGUUGGUUUGGAGGUUUCUAUUAUUUGUCAAAAAGUGGUGUAGAUAUUCCAUUGCUUCUACAACAUAUGCACCUUAGUGAAAGUAUAGUGGAACGCUUCCAAAACUCUAGUAUGGGUCACUAUGCGAUAGCCUAUCUUUGCUACAAAGUGGCGACUCCCCUACGUUAUGCGGUUACCUUAGGUGGUACAACCGUGUCCAUAAAAUAUCUUGUUCAAGCCGGACAUAUUAAACCAAUUCCCAGUAAACGAGAAUUAUUGCAGAUGUAUGAAAAAAAUAAAGCCGAUAGAGCUGCUGCGAAACUAGAAGGGAUUGAAGAAAAGCAAAAGACCAAGGGCAACGAAUGAGGGAUUCCAAAGUGAUAUUCACCAAAAAUUCAAAUACUUUAAGUGACAAAUGAUUACCGAUUUGCAAUUCAAAUUUCUCAGUCCUGUUUUGACGAUUAAAACAGUAAAGGAUGGUGCGGAAUGAACAUUUUA